CGCCAAGCUAUCUAGUUGUGUUUGACGCCGGUCGCCGAACGGUGAUAACGAAAUUAUUAUGAACUUUAUAUUAUUGUAUUUCCACUGUUUUAUACUCUUUGUCUUUUUGCACUGUGUUAAUUCGUAUCAACGCAAUGUAUUAGAUUCGCAAGUAUGUUUUUCCAAUGGAUUCAGUUUCGGUGUGGCUACCGCAUCGUACCAGAUUGAAGGCGCUUGGAAUGUGUCAGGUAAAGGCGAGAGCAUAUGGGACAGGCUCACCCACGCGCACCCAGAGAUGAUAUUAGACCACCAGAACGGCGACGUGGCAGAUGGUUCCUACUACAAGGUGAAGGAAGAUGUAGCGUUGAUGGUGGAGUUGGGAAUCAGCUUCUACCGGUUCUCCGUGUCCUGGCCACGGAUUUUACCGAACGGGCUGAGCAACUACGUGAAUGAGGAUGGUGUCAGAUACUACAAGGAUUUAAUUGCUGAGCUUCACCGCAACAACAUUACUCCUGUCGUCACCAUGUACCACUGGGAUCUGCCGCAGUGUCUCCAGGAACUCGGCGGGUGGACCAAUCCUAUAAUGGCUGAUUACUUCGUUGAUUAUGCUAGGGUGCUUCUAGACACUUUUGGAGAUGAAGUAAGAAUCUGGUUGACAUUCAACGAGCCAUACAGCUUCUGUGAAGAUGGAUAUGGCGGUCUGGAUGCUCCAGCUGCUAAUUCCAGUGGCUUCGAAGAUUACAUGUGUGGCCACAAUGUACUCCGAGCUCAUGGCAUGGUCUACCGCAUGUUUGACAACGAAUAUCGGGAGAAAAUUGGAGGUCAUAUGGGUAUUACAUUAGAUUUCGCAUGGUUGGAGCCGGCUACGACAUCUGUUGAAGAUCAACAAGCUGCAGAAACUGCCAGACAAUUCUACUUUGGCUGGUUCGCGCAUCCAAUAUUCUCGGAAUCUGGAGACUAUCCGCCUGUCAUGAGAAGUCUCAUUGACGAGAACUCAAAGCGGCAAGGCUUCCAUCGCUCGAGACUGCCUUACUUUACUUCUGAAGAAGUGGAAAUGAUACGAGGAGCUUACGACUUCUUGGGCUUGAACCACUAUACCACGUAUUUGGUGAAACGUGGCUCUCAAAGGCUUAACGUGCAACCAUCAUUUAAAGAAGAUAUGAAUGCAGUAAGGUUCCAGAGAGAUGACUGGCCUAAAACUAAUUCUACGUGGUUGAAGGUGGUGCCAUGGGGUUUCAGAAAAGUUUUGAACUGGGUGCGACUGAACUACAGGAAUCCUAAGACCUUAAUUACUGAGAACGGUGUGGCAUUCCCGCGUGGUCUUCGUGACACAAAGCGUGUUAAAUUUAUCGAUAGUUACCUUCGAUCCUUGCACACUGCUAUAUAUCAAGAUGGAUGUUUUGUCAUCGGCUAUACUUACUGGAGUUUGCUCGAUAACUUUGAGUGGACUAGAGGAUAUACGGAACGUUUUGGUCUAUAUGAAGUGGAUUAUCAGUCUCCCGACCUGACCAGGACCGCUAAACUCUCUGCAAAAUACUUCACCAAUGUAGCCAAGACUGGGUGCUUGCCAAAUAACUUUGCUGACUAUACUUAUGACACUGAUUAAGUACUUUGUUUUUAGAACAUAAUUAUCUUGUCCAAAUUAAAAACAAUCUGACAGCUUUGUGUGAGAUACUGAGCUGUGACGUCAUUUUCACCACAUGAGUUUUUUUAUCAAAUUAUUGACAUAUUGUUUUUAUACAAUAUACUAAAGAUAUAUACGUAAGUCAUUUAUAAGCUGACAUUCUUAU
Molecule: messenger RNA, 1769 nt
Organism: Spodoptera exigua (beet armyworm)
Lineage: Eukaryota; Metazoa; Arthropoda; Insecta; Lepidoptera; Noctuidae
Source: the annotation of a GenBank genome assembly